AAUUAUUGUUGUUAUGAAGAUGCUCAAAAAGUAGAGUAUAAUUGUUAUACAUUUGUGUCAUCUUUAAAGUUCAUAAAUCUCAUAUUAUCUUGCUCUUGUGGAAUUUUAUUCCAAAAGUGUUAAAAGAGGGUGUUGUUUCUUUUGUCUUGGCCUAUAAUCUGCAUAGGAAUUUGGUGGAACCACUUAAUGGAAUAGGUCGACCACUUGAUGGUAAGUUCGUCAUCAGGUCGACCACUUGGUGGAAGUGGUAGACCAUUUUCUUGGAAUGUGGUCGGCCACUUGAUGGAAUAGGUCGACCACUUGAAGGUUAGUGUAUCAUCAGGUCAAUCACUUGGUGGAAGCAUUAGAACAUUUUCUUGGAAAGUGGUCGACUACUUAACAGAGGAGGUCAGAACCAAUAAUAUAAAGAUCUAUGUACUCUACAAGGAAGUUGUUGGAGUGGAUCAGAACCAAUAAUAUAAAGAUCUAAAUCAUGUUUAUUUAUUGGAUUUUUCGUUAAAUGUGAAAUCUUUCACUCUUUUGAGAUGCUUUAAGUGCAUGGAGUGUUGUGCCGAAAAUCUCCCUUUGUUGUAAACAAGGAUAGGUCAAUCUCUCAUUCAUUCCACAUAAGGUUUUAUCAUAGUCAGAUAACACAAUAGACUCACAUUUGUUUGGUAGUGCUAAAGAUCUGUAAUGGUGAGCAAGAUGGUUCACAAUUUGAAUGGUCCGUGUAGAGUACACGUGUUUUCAAUUAAGUGACAAGCAUGCCAUUGAAUUGAUAGUCUACUAUUGCUAGAAAGUUAAAAUAUUAAUUGUGCUCAGUCAUACAUUCAUCAAGUGGAUAUUCCAAAGACAAAACCCAUGGAAGAUUAUUUACAUUUCCGAAGUUGAAACUUUUGGCCAAUCUAAGAACAUAUGGUAUGAGCUUUCGAUUAAUUUUAAUGGGAUUUCUUGUUUAAGCUUCUGUUAGCUAUGGGGUUUCCAACAAUAUAUAUAUUUAAUUGGUUGAACUUGUGUCAAUACUCAUAUUUUAAGUGUUUGUUUCAAUGGUGGACUAUGUGGAUAUUUUUCAAUAUGAAGAAAUUUGUCAAGGGGAUCCUGUUUCACCAUAUUUGUUGCCUAUUGCAAUGGAAUAUUUAUCCUGCAUGUUGCAUCAAGAUUUCAUUAUAGAUCAAGUGCCAUACCAUCCUAGAUGUAAAGCCUUAGAAAUCUCUCAUUUGUGCUUUGUGGACGAUCUUUAAAUUUUCACCAAUGGAUCUGUUAGGGCAGUUGUAGGAAUUAGGAUGCUCCUAGACAGUUUUUAUAAGGAUUCUGGUCUUAAGUGUAAUAUCGAGAAGUGUCAAUUUUUCUAUUUUGGGAUACUUGAGGAUGAAAAGAGUACUCACUAGUUUCUCUCUUACAGAAUUGCAUGUUCGUUAUCUUGGGGUGCCUCCUAUCAUAGGUAAACCUUCACCUAGUGACUGUAAAUCUCUUGUUGAUAAGAUCACAACAAGAAUUAUAUCAUGGCAGGUUAACAUGUUGAGUUCUACAAGACGGUUACAACUUAUUGUCUGUGAUUACUAGUGCUAUGUAGUAUUGGGUGAUUUUUGUUUAUUGUUCCAUAGAAGGCUCUGAAGAAGAUUGAGUGAAUUUGUAAUAUAUUUCUUUGGGGGUGUGGGAGGCUCAGAGAAGAGAAAAGAGCAUUGGUAUCCUUGGAAAAGGUGGUUCUACCAAAAACAGAAGGUGGGCUUGAGAUUCGAGAGUUCAAAACUUGGAACAAAGCUUGUGUCAUAAGGCAUAUUUGAAAUCUACUAACAAAGACAGUUUCUUAGUGGGUGGUGUGGAUAAAAAAUUACAAAGUAAAGCGCCAUUCUAUUUGGAGAUUGUUUGUGAUGUCUUUCGGUUUUUGGAUUUGGCAUCGAAUCCUCAAAUGUCAGAGACUUGGCAUAGGAUGGUAAAAUUCUCACUCGAUUCUCUAUUAAAACUGUAUGAAAAUCCAUUGGAACUCCUUCCCCUAGUGUUGAUUAGAGUGUUGUUGUAUGGGCGAAGCCUCAUAGACUGAAACAUAGACUUAUUGUUUGGCUCAUUGUUUUGGACAGAUUUACAAUGAAAGAUAAGUUAGUUCAAUGGGGGCUUAGUUAUGACAGGAUUUGUGCAUUAUGACCUAGAGGUAAUUAAACAAGGGACCAUAUUUUUGUUUCAUUUUCAUAUACUAGGUCUGUCUUAAUUUUUGUGUUUUGGUAUCAUGGCCAUUUGCACAUGUGAUUAGAUUGUAAGGAAGGUCACUGGUGAAGUUUGUACGUUUUCCUAAAAAAAACAAACUACUCCAGAGUUUGGCACAUAAGUAUACACUAUAGGUUUUACGUGAGAGAAAGUUAGGUUUUAUAAACACUCUUGGUGAACUAUUAUAUAAAGUGAGAUGUAGGGUCACCAACACACUAGGAUAACACAUAUUCUCCCAUAGGGAAUAUGCGAUAUUUCUCGGGAGAGAAAGUUACGAGAUUUGGCUGAUAAAGGUAACAACCUUUGGAAUUGAGACUGUAAGUAUCAUCCGAUUACAAAUCAUCACUAUCAUUCUGCAUCAAAUUCUUGGCAAUCAACCUACAUAAAACUAUGUAUUCCUAUUCACAUGUGAUAAUCUAAAAAAUAUUCAUAGAAUUUCAAUAGGUGAUGCAUUUAAUAGGGGUUAGUGAUGGCAAUUCCUAACCUAACCCGUGCGCCCCGACCUGCCCCGAGACCUAAGGGCUAUAAAUAGAGCUCUAUAGGUAGAACUCGUGAGGAGGAGAUGGAAGGUCAAUGAAGGGUUGUUACUCUGCCGAUAGAGCAACAACGUCAGAAACGGCAGCCUAUGCCCCUUUUUUUCUAUUGCCGGUUAUGUUUUGUGUGGGCUUCUGGGGUCUUUGUUUCAAUCGAUCAACACCCAGGAACUCCUUCCCAUGACUAGCUAAGUUCCUAAGUUGCGCAGGUAUGUGAACCCUAGGGGUUCAAACCAUGUAAAACUCGAUGUUUAGUUUAAUACCAUUGUGUUUAUUCAUAUGUGUUGAUGUUUGAUUUCCUCUAUUUUGUUAUAUUUAUAUUCGAAUGAGAGCUUAGUCGACCAUGCACUCCUUAGAGGUGCAAGGAUUGAAAUCCAAGUUACUGAAAUGAGACUAGAAAUUGCAGUCCUAUUUUUGAUCGAACGUCAUUCGAUCGAACGAGAUAACUCCUCAAAGUAGAAAUUUGAAGGGUCCUUGUUGCUGAUUAGUUCGGGUAAAUGCUUCGACAAAAGUUGGGAUCUAACCAAAUAAGAAAUUAAAAAAGAUCGUAUACUACCAAUCAUUGAGGGAAGCAUGGUUAGGAGACCUUGGGGCGCUUGCCUAUGCAACAAAUUUCUUCUAUGAUCUCUCACUCGUCUGGUUAGCAUAUAUUUACUUUUUUGCACUUUUUGAACUCUUAUGUUUUGCAAAAUCAGAGGCACUUCAACCUCCUAAAUCACUCUCUCAUUCAAUAGACCCGUACCUCGCUUCUGAAGUAUGAAUACUGCGACAAGCCCUAAGGGAAUACGAUAUGGCCUCAGGGCUAGGUAAAUUGGGUAUGUUCUAUAACGCAUCCAAUCUUGGCACCGUUGCUGGGGACAUCUCGCAAAUUUAGGAAAUGGAAGAAGGUAAGCUGCUAAAUCCCUUUAUGUUGGUGUAAAUCUUUUUUUAUUUCGAGUGAAUUUAAGCAGGCAGAACGAUGGGCGGUGCAUAAUUUUUCCUCUAUAAAGAGGUCGGAGGUCCAAUUCUGCCUUCACGUGUAUAUCGUUUUUCUAUUUAAUUUUUAAAUUUUAAAUUUUUUUCUUUUUUGUCGUGUGUGUGUGUGUGGUUGGAUUCCAGGUAUCAGGUACAUUGAUCCCAAAAAUGACAGUCGGAGUGACUAAAAUCCUUCGAAUUCUGUCGCAUGUAGGGUCCAUUUUUGAGGGGGUCGUUCUGUUUCUAGAACUUGACCUCUUUCGUGGUCAUGAGCCCUUCAAGAACUAGGGCUAAAAUCAAAAAUCUUAAACAACAAAGUGUUGUCCAAGGUCAUGAGUAUAGUAGUGGUACUUCUGAUUCAUCAAAUCAGAGGACACCACCUCCAAGAAAGAGAAAGGGGAAAGAAGAAGUUGCUUACUGCUCUUCACUCCAACCCUCUAUUUGAAAAAGGUUCAAAAGUCAAGAUCAAUUUCUCUCCCUCUGAAUCCCCAUCACCUAGAGGUAUUGCCGACUGAACUCUCUAUGAGUACACAAGGCCUCAGGCUGUGAACAUCAGUUCUUAUAUCUUCCUACCUCAUAUCAAUGUACCAAACUUUGACUUGAGUACUUCAAUGAUCCAUAUGGUCCAGAAUGUUGGAUGUUUUGAGGGUCGUGAUAAUGAGAAUCCAGUCAAACAUAUAAAAACAUUUAUGGAGAUAUAGGAUAUCUCACGGUAGCUAGGUAUGGAGCCCGCACAAUACGGCUACGUCUCUUUCCUUUCUCUCCUUGGGAAAAGGCGAAGAGCUAUCUAUAUUGCCAAACACAAGGAUCAGUACGUACGUGAGAGGCAUUGCUUACUGCUCUUCACUCCAACCCUCUAUUUGAAAAAGUUUCAAAAGUCAAGAUCAAUUUCUCUCCCUCUGAAUCCCCAUCACCUAGAGGUAUUGCCGAAUGAACUCUCUAUGAGUACACAAGGCCUCAGGCUGUGAACAUCAGUUCCUACCUCUUCCUACCUCAUAUCAAUGUACCAAACUUUGACCUGAGUACUUCAAUGAUCCAUAUGGUCCAGAAUGUUGGAUGUUUUGAGGGUCGUGAUAAUGAGAAUCCAGUCGAACAUAUAAAAACAUUUAUGGAGAUAUAUGAUAUCUCACGGUAGCUAGGUAUGGAGCCCGCACAAUACGGCUACGUCUCUUUCCGUUCUCUCCUUGGGAAAAGGCGAAGAGCUAUCUAUAUUGCCAAACACAAGGAUCAGUACGUACGUGAGAGGCAUUGCUACAAGCUUUCAUCGUGGAAUUCUUUCCUCCAUAGAAAACCGACAAGCUAAGGGACUAAAUUGCUCAAUUUAAGCAACGACCUCACGAGUUGUUGUAAGAAAUGUGGGUGUGCUAUCAAAGGUUCUUUCGUUCUUGCCCUCAUCAUGGGUUUGCACAAGAACAAGGGGCCGACAUCUUUGGCAAGGCCCUCGACCUAAACAACACAAUUUUGGCGAAUCAAGCUAGCGAAGGUGACGUAUCUCAAAUGAACGCUCCCCGUGCUAUCGAGCAUUAUGCGUCAAUGACUGCAAAGUCUCAAAACUGGUCGAGGAGGACUGCUUCUACAAUAGUAAAAAUGGUACAAGGAUUAGAUGACUCACUCUCCAACAUAUUUGAGGGAAUCGCUACUAUUGCUAAGGAGGUGCAAGCACUCAAGAUGAGUCGAAACACCCUUGCUACACAACUCUUUGUUUGCGAGCGAUGGGGAAAUGGAUAGUCGUAAUGAGAACAAUUGCGGGGUUAUAGGAAAUCCUUUAAUCAAGAAGGUCAACUUUGUGAGCACUUGCUACCAAGCUCGCGAUUUCAAUAGCCCUAGCUAUUGGUACCAGAAAUUGCAACCUUCAUAUCCUCCUAAUGCCUAUAUAAGCUUCUAGAAUCGUACUUCGAGCGAUUAUCAAGCUUACAGCCAACUACCCACGAGACAAUGGCCUCUUACAGGAAGCCAAAUCAUGUCGAAUACCUAAAGAUAACAUCAACCUAUGCGAUGUAUCUUCAUGACACACAUUGGGAUGGUAAGGCUCUACCCAAUCCAAAUUGGGUAACGAAAUCGAAUCACCACUAGAAUUUGAUAGACGCCGCCUGUCAAAAGAGAAUAACACACGUUUUGAUUCCUUGGAAUGCUUAACCGUUGACGAGCUACAUGCAUACAUUUGAGUUCACGAGGUGAUUCUUAAGAACAUGAAGCGUGAGUUAGCUUCCCUUAUAGAGCUUCAAAAGACCCAAGAAAUGGCCAGAUCUCUUUCAGACAAUAUGGUGAACAAUCCUAAAGAAGAGGUUAAGGCGCUUGAGGCUGAAUCAUAUUAUUCUGCACAUGUCAUGAGCAUGGAAAGGGCUAGGAAUUUAGAGGAUGCGAAGCUGUAAGCUAAGGUGUUCGUUUCCCAUUGGGUUGGAAAUGGUGCCACAUUCGCCCCUUUUGGGCUAAAAAGGCACCAAGAGCGCUGGCUUUUAGGCUUCCAGAAAAGACUCUCAAAGCCAGGUAUUUGAAAAUUCUUGAGUCCUUUGUGCCGCGGAAGGAGAAUCUAAAAUCAUUUGUACCUACGAGAUAUGAUAAUGGAAACGAGAGGUGGAUUUCACCCAUGCUUAAAAUGUAUUCUCUACUUACUAGUUACUACGAUCUUCCAAAUCCUAUUUUGGGGGGAAAAGCAUUUGGAGGCACUCGUAACCCGUGAAGACACUCCUAACAACCUUCUUCACAAAAAGAAGAUGGAGAGGAAUUUCACGCCUCCUAAGGACAAGUAAUUCUCUAUCUACUAGGGAAUAACACCUCCUCACCAUAGUUACGAACAUUUUUAUGAUGAGUUCAAGUUAGCCACAGAGGUUUAUACGAGCACUAGUCAUAAUAAUAGGAAAAUUGUGACCUUAGUGACCAGAAUGCUGCCCAUUUUGUUGGACGGUGCACCUUUUUUAGUCCUCCUAUAGAUGACUCUGGGUCUUCAUGGAUUUAUCACUGCUUUAGGAGGGAAAGAAGCUAUAGUAACAUUGUUGGAAGCUCUUAUAGGGAUGUCUGGGCCCUUACGAAUAAUUAGGAAACUUAUUGAGUAUGAUCGUGAGUUAUCUCGCAAGCUCACAUUGGGAAACAUACCUUCUCACAUGCAACUCUUGGUACUACGAACGUUGCCCGAUCCGAGUCAAUCGUAAUCCCAUAUGUUCUGAAUGAUCUUCACGAGAUGAAAACACUUAUUGAUCUAUGGUCUAGUAUUAAUGUUAUGACCUUCAAUAUCUUUAGGUCGCUUGGCAUAUGCAAGUCAAAGAGCACAAAUAGGACCAUUUCUUUGGCCGACAGUUCAAUUUGCUGACCAUUAGGCAUGGCAAGGGAUUUCAAGGUCAGGAUAGUACUCUUCUUGUUCUCUCUCGAUUUCGUAGUACAUACAUAAAGAUACAUAUUACUCUAUCAUAUUUUGGAGGCCUUUCUUAGCCAUUUUCGUUUCUUUGAUUGACGUUCAUAAACAUCAACUUGCAAU
Messenger RNA from Linum trigynum, 7140 nucleotides. The record is from the annotation of a GenBank genome assembly. NCBI's taxonomy places the organism in Eukaryota, Viridiplantae, Streptophyta, Magnoliopsida, Malpighiales, Linaceae.